AUGAAGGGUUUUGGAGAGGCGGUGGGAAGCAUCCAGACAAGCAGAGUGACCGGUUGGAUAAGAAGCGGUGGAAGGAAGAAACUGGAAGAUCGAUUAACCUACGGGUGUAGGGAUAAAUUGACCGGGAGACCGGAACUAUUCGCAACACGGACCAUGUCUCCAUCCAUAAUUGAUCGGGACAUGGAACAGGCAAACAGUGCAGCAGAGGAAAAUGGGCCAAAUCCCGGCGAGCCUCCAAGGUUUCUCUCACGCCGUCGAUGGUCACAAUCCACAGGAAGAAAGAGCGGUUCAAAGAUAGAUCUAAGAAAAGAGCAAGAUCGGAAACAGGAAGCCAACGACAGUGGCUUGAUGAGGGUUAUACGGUCGUGA
This is a messenger RNA of Lactuca virosa, 369 nucleotides long. The record is from the annotation of a GenBank genome assembly. NCBI's taxonomy places the organism in Eukaryota, Viridiplantae, Streptophyta, Magnoliopsida, Asterales, Asteraceae.